Echinops telfairi (small Madagascar hedgehog) is the source of this 4977-nucleotide messenger RNA. RefSeq names its product apoptosis associated tyrosine kinase (gene LMTK1). Bases 20 to 4030 code for a protein of 1336 amino acids. The transcript is spliced from 14 exons. Gene Ontology annotation, molecular function: protein tyrosine kinase activity; ATP binding. NCBI's taxonomy places the organism in Eukaryota, Metazoa, Chordata, Mammalia, Afrosoricida, Tenrecidae. Gene Ontology annotation, biological process: peptidyl-tyrosine autophosphorylation; brain development. The record is from RefSeq and is a predicted model, not a curated record.
CCGCGCUGCCGGCCCUGCCAUGUCGUCGUCCUUCUUCAACCCCAGCUUCGCCUUCAGCUCGCACUUCGACCCGGACGGCGCCCCUCUCAGCGAGCUGUCCUGGUCGUCCUCCCUGGCCGUGGUGGCAGUGUCCUUCUCUGGGCUCUUCAGUGUCGUGGUCCUCAUGCUGGCCUGCCUGUGCUGUAAGAAGGGUGCUAUCGGCUUCAAGGAGUUUGAAAAUGCAGACGGGGAGGAGUAUGCAGACAGCUUCUCCGCGCAGGGUUCCCCGGGGGCGGCUGCAGGGGCGCGGGGCGGCCCCGACGUGUACAUCCUACCACUGGCUGAGGUCUCUCUGCCCGCCGCCAAGCAGCCUGGACGCUCAGUGCAACUCCUCAAGUGCGCGGAGCCGGGCCGGCACAGCCUGCUGUACCUGAAGGAGAUCGGCCAUGGCUGGUUUGGGAAGGUGUUUCUGGGGGAGGUUACCUCGGGCGUCAGCAGCAGCCAGGUGGUGGUGAAGGAGCUGAAGGCCAGCGCCAGCGUGCAGGAGCAGAGCCACUUCCUGGAGGAAGCCCAGCCCUACAGGGCCCUGCAACACAACAACCUGUUGCCGUGCCUGGCGCAGUGCGUGGAGGUCACGCCCUACCUGCUGGUGAUGGAGCUCUGCCCACUGGGGGACCUCAAAGGUUUCCUUCGGAGCUGCCGGAUGGCGGAGUCCAUGGCGCCCGACCCGCUGACGCUGCAGCGGAUGGCCUGCGAGGUGGCCUGUGGCAUCCUGCACCUGCACCACCACCACUACGUGCACAGCGACCUGGCCCUGAGGAACUGCCUGCUCUCGGCUGACCUGACCGUGAAGGUUGGCGACUAUGGCAUGUCCCACUGCAAGUACCGAGAGGACUACUUUGUGACCGCUGACCAGCUGUGGGUGCCCCUGCGCUGGAUAGCGCCGGAGCUGGUGGACGAGGUGCACAGUAACGUGCUGGUGGUGGGCCAGACCAAGGCCAGCAAUGUGUGGUCCCUGGGCGUGACCAUCUGGGAGCUCUUUGAACUGGGCUUGCAGCCCUAUCCGAACCACUCCGACCGCCAGGUGCUGGCCUACGCCAUCAGAGAACAGCAGCUCAAACUACCCAAGCCCCAGCUGCCGCUGCCCCUGUCUGACCGCUGGUACGAGGUGAUGCAGUUCUGCUGGCUGCAACCGGAGCAGCGGCCCACGGCCGAGGAGGUGCACCUGCUGCUGUCCUACCUGUGCGCCAAGGGCGCCACCGAAGCCGAGGAGGAGUUCGAGAGGCGCUGGCGCUCGCUGAGGCCCGGCGGGGGCGGCGGGGCCGGCGAAGGCGGCGCGGGCACCGGGGCGGGGUUGGCGGGCCAGGCGCUGGCCGGUGUGGCUGAGCUCACCGCCGCCUCAUCCUUCCCGCUGUUGGAGCAGUUUUCGGGAGAGGGCUUCCAUGCCGACGGCGACGACGUGCUGACGGUGACCGAGACGAGCCGCGGCCUCAAUUUCGAGUACAAGUGGGAGGCGGGGUGCGGUGCCGAACCCUUCCCGUCGCCGGGGCGCGCGCCGCUGAGCCCGGGCCGCGCCUCGCGCCUGCAGGAGCUAUUCGCUCCCGACGGCGCGCCCCCGGGCGUGGUGCCAGUGCUCAGCGCGCACAGUCCCUCGGUGGGGAGCGAGUAUUUCAUCCGCCUGGAGGAGCCUGCCGCCGGCCACGGCCCCGACUGUGCCAGCUGCGUCCGCAGCCCCCGCGCCGCGCGCCGAGACGACGAGGACUCAUCGGACGAGAGCACCCAUGCCUCGCUGGCCCUGGAGUCGCUACUGGGCCACGCGCCCUCUGCCGGCGGUCCCUGGGGCCACUGCGACUACCACCUGCGCCCGAGCUGCGCCCAGGGUCCCUCGCCCGGGGCCCUGAUGGUGGCGGAGCAGGGCACCGAGGAGGACCUGGACUGGGGCGAGGCCGCCUUCUGCCCGGGUUUCUUCGAGGACCCGCUGGGUGUGUCACCCGCGGGGAGUGCAGGGGCGCGGCCAUCGCCGGGAGGCGAGGAGGCCGAGGUGCGCAGGGCGGCCCAGCACCCACACUGGAGCUCCAACGUGUCCGCCAACAACAACAGUGGCCGUGCCCAGAGCUUCGAAGACACCUGCCCCGGCGGAGAGGAGAGUCCGCUGGCUGGCGCCCAGCCAGGCCCCUUGCCGGCCCAGGAGGACCCGGAAGAGCUGCUCCUUGGCCCCCCGACGGCUUCCCCUGACCAUCAACCAGCCCACUGCCCUGGCCUCGCGGACCACUGUCCUGUCAAAGGCCUGGCAUCUGGCACCAUAGUGUCCCACUUGGCAGAGACAGCGGUGAGUGGGGACAGUGGCACCCCUGGGGCAGAACCCAUGCUUGUAGAGGAGCCCGGGGGCUUCCACAGACCCCACCUACCCCUCAUCUUGAGGUCCUCCCCCUCCCAGGAGGGAGCGCCCCUGCCCGCCUUCCCCACCCCCGCCACGCAGCUUGUGGGGACCCCUGAGAGCUAUAGAAGCUCUCUGGAAUCCCCGGUGCCGGGCAGUGAGGACAAAGACACCCCCGACCCCACUUCGGGGGUCUCGGCAGACUUGCCCGGUGACGGGCCCCUGUUGGAGAAUCCGGCCGCGGUAGCAGCCGGCCGCUCCCUGCAGAAGCAGGCGGGCCUCAUGGCCGUGCUGGCCCCUCUGAACAUCGCAGCCUCAGCCAGCGACGGUGGCUGCGAGGUCUUCAGCCCGGCGCCCAGCGGCACCCCUGGCGGGCAGCCCCGAGCUCUGGACAGCGGCUACGACACGGAGAACUACGAGUCCCCCGAAUUCGUGCUCAAGGAGACGCCAGAGGCUCCGGAGACCCAGGCCUUCAGCGAGCCAGGGUCGGCGCACGAAAGCCCGGGGCUGGACACGCAGCCCUCCACCUCUCCCAUCCGCGACAGCGACAGCGGCGGCGGUGGCCUCAGCGCCAAGAACCCCUACCGUGACUCCGCCUACUUCUCCGACCUGGACGCGGAGCCAGAGCCCCCGGCGGGCGCUGGUGACAAACUGGACUGUGUGGUCCGCGUCCCUGCGCCGGCGCUGCAGCCGGUGAACUCGCCCAGCUGCCCCCCGGGGCCUGGGCUGCCCGGGGAGGCGCAGGGUGCUGGUCCCAGGGAGGCGUCCCCGCCGCCGUCCCCCGCCGAGGAGUCAUCGCCAGAGCCCAGCGCCUGCCCCGGGCUCCCAGGCACCCCCGAGGCGCCGCCCGCGCCGCACCCCGGCCGCUCUCAGUUUUUCCUGCUGACCCCGGUCCGGCCAGGCUCGGAGGGCGGCCCUCCCGAGGUCCCACAGGAGCGGCCCCGAGCGGACGGCGGCGCAGAGCGGCCCGCGGGUUCAGGCGUCCCCAGGGCCCCGCUCUGCCUGGCCCUGCCCGGCCUGGCCCCCGAGGACCGGCCCGAGGAGGACCAGGAGGCCAGCGAGGACAGCGAGGAGUCCGACGAGGAGCUCCGCUGCUACAGCGUCCGGGAGCCGAGCGAGGAGAGCGAGGAGGAGGCGCAGGUGCCGGUGGUGGUGGAGUGCCGGAGGGCGCGCAACCUCCGCAGCCUGCUCAGGAUGCCGCCCUGCGAGGACCCGGAGCGCAAGAAGAAGGCGGUGUCCUUCUUCGACGACGUCACCGUCUACCUCUUCGACCAGGAGAGCCCCACCCGCGAGCUCGGGGAGCCCUUCCCUGGGGCGAAGGAGGCGCCCCCCACGUUCCUGGCCGGCAGCCAGGGUUCCCCCAGGGUCCCCGGCAGCCUGGGGCGGGCUAGCGAACCCGAGGGCCCAGUGGUGGUGGAAGGUGGCGGGCUUGAGUGGGAGCACGAGUUUCCGCUGGUCCAGGCCGAGGCGGCCUUAGCGACAGCACUGGGCGCGCGGGUGGCGGACCCCACGCCGUCGGCGCCACCAAAACCGGUCGCGCCGGGCUCUUUCUCCCGGUUCACCGUAUCGCCCACGCCCACGUCUCGCUUCUCCAUCACGCAAGUCUCCGACUCGGCCGUGGAGGCCAUGGGAGGCCCUGGCCGAGGCACCGGGCAUGGGAACACUGAGGCUUGAGAACAGGUGGCCGUCCACCCCUUGAAGGCUGGCGUCCCCAGAGCCCCUGCUACCCCCUCCAGGCGGUGUCCAGGAUAGUGACCAACCAAGAGUGACCACAGCAGCCUCUUGGCAGAGCGGCACAGGAGCCGGCUUGGGCUGCGGACAAGGCGAGAGGCUUGCCCUCUCUUUAGACAGCUUGGGACAGGCUGGUCCUAGACAUGAGUCUGCAUUGGCCCCCACCCUCCACCCAUGUGGGCAUCAGUACUCACACAUGUACACAUCCGAGUGGACCCCCCCCCCCACCGGCAGCACCUCUCCUGCCCUCACCAAUGUGCUGAACUGCUGGGCAGCUGGCCCGUCCACCCUGCCCUCGCACUACAGCUGGCUCCGGAUGUCCCCAGGAUGCCACGCCUUGGCCGAUGGACAGCAGCAUGUGUGUGAGCAUCUCCCAUCUCAAUGCCUCGCACAUGUGCCAGGACAGGACCCUUGGGCUAGUCCAGCUCUCAGCCUUGGGCCCCCUUCAUUGGCAUCGGGUGGUAUGUGAGCACCCCUCUCCAGCAGGGUCUGGGCUGCCUGCCACCUGGGCCGACAGCUGGAUCCUGGGGCUGGGGACCCUGGUGGGCAGCCAAGAUGGGAGGCUUUAGGUCACCGUUGCACUUUGGGGUCUGUCCUAGAGGCAGAGCCCAGCGUUCUGGCUGUCAAAGGGCAGCGAGGUCGUCCCUCCUUCCAUGGGGGUGCUACAUCUGCGGGAAGGGGGUGGGGUGCAGCCCUGUGGCCAGAGGAAGGCCAGUGGGCUGGUUUUUAGUUACUGUUGCCAAAGAGAUGUUGAGUGGACCGUCGUCACUGUCCCAGUGGGGUGGGUCCUGCAGGUCUGUGUUACUCAUCCUGGGCUUCGGAUGGGGUGUGGCAAGACUCCCUUCUGGUCUUCUUUUUUUCUUUUUUAAAGAGAAAUCAAGCUGGGAAAA